Molecule: messenger RNA, 2543 nt
Organism: Adelges cooleyi (spruce gall adelgid)
Lineage: Eukaryota; Metazoa; Arthropoda; Insecta; Hemiptera; Adelgidae
Product: protein VAC14 homolog
Exons: 14
Coding region: 356-2434 (692 amino acids)
Biological process (GO): positive regulation of kinase activity; phosphatidylinositol biosynthetic process
Cellular component (GO): endosome membrane; PAS complex
Source: RefSeq, a predicted model, not a curated record
UAGUAUUUAAGUAAUAAUAAUUACAGUUUUAAGUUUUAGUGUCGGCACUCGGUGAGUUGUGCAGUUUGCUUGACAUUUUCAAAAUAAUUCAACAUAAAUAAGUAUGUGUCGUUAAUAUUAUUUUAAAUUUAUUAAAGAAAGUUAAAACAAAAAAAAUUAAAGAAUAAAUUUAGUACUUACCUAUUAAUUCUUCAUGAAUAUGGACUAAUAUAAUUGUUUUUUUUUUCAAACUAUUAUAUAGAUUCUUAUGUUUUACUUACUAUUAAGUUUUUACCUAUUAACAUUAAUUACAUCAGCAAUAUUUAUAAUAUCACUGUAAAGUUUUUACUUUGACCGACUCUUACAAACAAAUAUUAUGGAGCGCGAUUAUGCUCCACUGAGUGCCGCUUGUGUUCGGGCAUUAAAUGAUAAAAUGUAUGACAAAAGAAAGGCAGCUGCAUUGGAAAUUGAAAAAAUGGUUAAGGAGUUUGCCGCAGUUAAUAAUUCGAUGCAAAUACGACGAUUGCUGAAAGUGUUAGGACAGGAUUUUGCAAUGUCCAAGAAUGCCAAUGCUAAAAAAGGUGGUCUCAUCGGACUUGCUGCCAUGGCAGUGGGUCUAGGAAAAGAUACAGCUUUAUAUAUUGAUGGAUUGAUAGAACCAAUUUUAGUAAAUUUUAAUGAUGCUGAUUUAAAAGUUCGAUACUACGCUAGUGAGUCAUUGUACAAUGUUUCAAAAGUAGCUCGAAGUGCAGUGUUAACACAUUUUCCUGAAAUAUUUAAAGCUUUAAGUAAAUUAGCAGCUGAUCCAGACCAAAAUGUUAAAAAUGCUUCUGAACUUCUCGAUCGCUUAAUGAAGGACAUUGUUACGGACAAUGCUAAUAUAUUUGAUCUUGUUGGGUUUAUUCCUUUGUUACGAGAACGGAUAUACACGGAUAAUACAUUCGCAAAGCAAUUUAUAAUCUCAUGGAUUACAGUUUUGGACGAUGUGCCGUCAAUUGAUUUAGUUAUAUAUCUUCCAGAAAUUUUAGAUGGUUUAUUUAAAAUGCUAUCUGAUCCAACAUUUGAAAUAAAGAAGAUGUGUGACGCUGUAUUAAAAAAGUUUUUAGAAAAUUUACAAAAGAAUCCAGAAAAAGUAAAUUACACUGAUAUGAUAAAUAUUAUUGUGCUUUAUUCUUGUUCUACUGAUGAGUUUGUUCAAUAUACUUCCAUGUGUUGGAUAAAAGAAUUCAUUGCAAUGUACGGGGAAAAAAUAUUGCCUUUUACUUCCAGCAUUUUGAAAGCAUCGCUAGCAUCAACUUCGAAUCAUGAAACAGAGCCGCAAUUACGUGUCAAACAAAUUGCUAAGCUCGUCAAUUUGACUUUAAUGGAUCUAAUUAAAGAAGUAGAAGACGAUACCGGAGAUUCUAUUGAAAACGAAAAGGGUGAAAAUUUAGACCUUUCAUCAGUUAUUGUGGUACUAACAAAAGAAUUAAGCGGAUCGUCAAUUGAAACCAAAAUAACUGUACUCAACUGGAUAUAUCAUUUAUUCAAUCAUUUACCAAAUAGAAUUUUGGUUCAUAUGGAAUCGAUAUUCCCAUUGUUAUUAACAACGUUGUCGUAUCCAAAUGACGAAGUUGUCCAAAACGAUUUAAAAGUGAUUGCAAAAGUAAUUUCACCACCAAUCGUUCAAGCAAAUACGAAGCAAUAUUUUGAUAGUUUUAUUAUUAGUUUAUUGAAACAAUUUUGUUUUGAAAAAUCUUUGUUAAAAGACCGUGGUCAGUUUAUAAUAAGACAAAUUUGUGGUUUGUUAAAUUCUAAUGAAAUUUAUCGUACGUUAUCAACGUUUCUAUUAGAAGAGGAUAAUUUAAAUUUUGCAUCCGUUAUGGUAGGCACAUUGAACACAAUACUGUUGACAUCAUCCGAGUUGUAUGAUCUUAGAAUGCAAUUGAGAAAUAUCGAAAAACAAGAAAAUCGUGAAAUGUUUUUAUGUUUGUAUAGAACAUGGUGUCAUAAUCCAGUAGCCGCAGUAGCAUUAUGUUUGCUAACUCAAAAUUAUUUCCACGCUUGCAAACUCUUACAGACAUUCGCUUCAAUGGACGUUACUGUAGAUUUGCUCAUUGAAAUAGACAAGUUAAUUCAACUCAUAGAGUCGCCUAUAUUUAUAUAUUUAAGAAUGGAACUUUUAGAAGAACCAGUGAACCAGUAUUUAAUACAAGCUCUCUACGGACUUUUAAUGAUAAUGCCUCAAUCGGACGCAUUCCAUUUGCUGAGGCAUCGCUUAAAAUGUGUACCCCAUUUAACUGGGAAUGCCGCACAAUUAUCGAAUAAAAAUGUGGAUACUACUUCUAAAGGAUUGUUUGACACUAGUGACAUGCUUAAUCAUUUUACGGUUCUGCAAGAAAAACAUAAACAAUAUCAGAAAAAAAUUGCGUGCUCUACACAGCUUGAGAAAGGAAUCGCGAAGAUAGAAAUAUAAAAAAAAACAAUAGGUAUUUGCUACAUUAUUGUGAUAAAUUAUUAUUAUUUAUUAACGUUCAAUAUGUAUUUUAUUAUUUUGAAAAUUGCCAUUUAUACUUUUAUUUUAU